Molecule: messenger RNA, 1903 nt
Organism: Erigeron canadensis
Lineage: Eukaryota; Viridiplantae; Streptophyta; Magnoliopsida; Asterales; Asteraceae
Product: transcription initiation factor TFIID subunit 3-like
Exons: 2
Coding region: 365-1453 (362 amino acids)
Cellular component (GO): transcription factor TFIID complex
Molecular function (GO): protein heterodimerization activity
Source: RefSeq, a predicted model, not a curated record
CAUCAAAUUCGUUCAUUCAAUUCAAUUAACAACACCAUUUGGAAUCCGACUCAUCUCGUAUCUUAUUCCAAUCCCGAAACCUAUACAUAUACAACUUCUUAUUACUUCCAUUCUAGUUCUACAUUCAUUCAUCUGUACGUAUAAUCAGACACUUCUUACUGGAUAUACCAUUACAUCAAGUUCGUUACUUUCUUUUCAGUUUUUAUUAUUUCAUUUAUUAUGUGUAAUGGAUCAAGUGACCUUAUAUAAUGCGGCCAAUUUAGAAUAAUUAGCUAGGGUUUCUUUUCCUUUUUCUCUCCUUUUCUUUUAAUUUUUUUUUUUUUAUUAUUAUUAUAUUGAGUAUGUGUGAUAUGAAGUUGAUAACAUGAACAAUGGAGCAACUGAAUCUAGUUACUACAACAGACCAAAAAUCGACGAAUUCCCCCAGUCACUUGCGAGAAUUGCGGUGGCUCAGAUAUGCGAAAGUGUAGGGUUGCACGGAAUUCAGCACUCUGCGCUUGAUACGUUGUCGGAUAUAGUCUGUAAGUAUGUUCAGGAGAUAGGCAAGACGUCGAAUUUAUAUGCUAAUUUAGCUGGUAGGACCGAGAGUAAUCUGGUUGAUUUAGUUCAAGGGUUGGAAGAGUUGGGAAUGACCCAGGGGUUUCUAGGUGCUGCUGAUUUAGAUCAUUGUUUGUCGGAGUCUGGGGUUGUUAAAGAGAUUACUCGUUAUGUUGCUGUUACUGAAGAAGUAGGAUUUGCCUUUUCGGUUCCUGACUUUCCUGUAGUUAAAGAACGGGAGUUGAGACCGAGUUUCUAUAAAGCUGGUGAGAUCCCCCCAGUGGAUAAUGUCCCACCUUGGUUACCGUGUUUUCCUGAUCCCGAAACCUAUAUUAGCACAGAUUUAGCCAUCAUAGAGCAAGAUGAAGCAAGAAAUGACGGGAUUGAGCAAGAUCAGAGGGACAAUUUGCCGCCAUUGUUGGAAACAGAACAACGUUUGUCAAGCAAUGAACUUUUAGUACCUGAACUGGGGUCUAAUGGUGUUAGUGAAAGAGAGCAAGUGAAUAACCCUUUUCUUGCAACUCCUUUAGAAUAUGGAGAGAAGGAGGUUUCUUUGGUUCCUCUCCCUGCUGGACUUUUGGAUGAAAAUUUGGUGCAAAAUCAUGGUCUAUGGCCAGAACAUGUAUUGGCUGUAGGGACAUCUGCUUCGCCUGUUAUAGGGUUUAAGAACAGGGAUGUUGAUAUUGAGGAAGGUGUUAAAGAGGCUGCUGUAGAGAGAAAGCCUGCUGUCCGAUUAGAGUUUCAUACGGUCAAGAAAUCCUUAGCUACUGAUAAUAGACGCAGCAAAGUAGGAAAUGCAGAAGUCUUGUAUUGUUUUGCCAAUGGCGACUUGAGGGUUGACAAGAAAAUGAAAAUAGGGAAAGCUGUGAAGGAGUCAUUGGAGAAUGGGAAGCAUAUUGAAAUGAUGCAGUUGUAAAUUAGGAAUGUUAGCAUAGUGCUUGUAUACUAGUUUGGAAUUCCGGCAGCAGGUGUUGGUUCCAGUGUAGUCGGUGUCGGAUGCAUAUGUCUGUUACAAGGGAAUCAUUCCCACUAACAUGUUUUUAGAGAUGGCAGAUAAAAUUUAAGAAAGCAGUAAAGAUUUCAUUGUCGUACCUGGAAGUAGUCUCUUCUGGUUUUGGCCAUGGCGGCGUCGUUGACCAAGAAGGUAACGCCUGUCAAAGAUCUGAAAAAGUCCACUCAUGCAUCCUAAUUGCUUCUGCAGUUCUUGUUUAUCAUCUUUUAAGGUAAGCACAACUUCUUUAGUAGACAUUUGCACUACCACCACCACUACUUAUUUUAUUUCUAUCAAUACUUGUAGAAGACCUUAUCAAAAAUAUCACUGAAAUGAUAUCGAAACAGCAAUCAUAUAUAAGAUGUUUUACUUCCA